This is a messenger RNA of Rhipicephalus sanguineus (brown dog tick), 3228 nucleotides long. RefSeq lists its product as uncharacterized. Gene Ontology annotation, molecular function: double-stranded RNA binding; zinc ion binding; single-stranded RNA binding. NCBI's taxonomy places the organism in Eukaryota, Metazoa, Arthropoda, Arachnida, Ixodida, Ixodidae. The record is from RefSeq and is a predicted model, not a curated record. Gene Ontology annotation, cellular component: precatalytic spliceosome. The coding region runs from base 197 to 3085 and encodes 962 amino acids. The transcript has 14 exons.
CAGCGUAUUCGUUUGCUCCAUUUUGUUGUUUACGUGUGAGGUCUUUCUUUGUUGCAGGUAGUAGGGGUUCAAUAUAUGAACCCCAGUCCUCGUGUGCCCCAGCCUUACGGAGUCCGCGGCUCGCCGUGUGCGUCCAAGUAAGUGAGGGAAACGUUGCCUAUCAGAUUAUAACCGUUUCUCGACGAGAGGACAGCACAUGCCCCCGCGCAAAAAUACGGCACGCCGUGGUCGGCCGUGGGCAAAGUUCGGAGAUAGCGGCGAUCGGACGGCGCAGGACGAAGCCUCCGACGGGGCAGCGGUCGCAGCAUCCACCGACGACAGCAUGACGAAACCCGGAGGCCCAGCGAAGAAGUCGGCCACACCGGCGCGCAAGGUGCCGGCAGCGCCCAAGCCUCGGCCCGCCGCCACCACCGCCGCCAUUGAACAACCGGCCGCCAAGAAGCGCGCCGUCGCCGCCAAGCCGGCGGCUGAAAAAGCGGUGCGAACGGUGAGCGAAGCCUCCGAGGACGACGGUGCCUUCGAGGCGCUCGUUCUCGAUGCGGACGACGACGAAGAGGUCCCCGCUGGAGACGAGGAGGCCGUCGCCGAAUCCGCCGGUAACGAGGAAGGCGCCGCGGUUGGUCCAGAAGAAAACGGCGAAGGGGAUGACGCGGGGGCAACUGAAGCCGACGAUGCACCGGAUGAGGUCGCCGAUGAAGGAAACGGUGAAUUCGCAGGCGAUCCCGAAGAAGGUGCCGAAGGUUGGGAAGGGGAGGCCGAGGAAGGAGACCCCAACGAAGAAGGCGCAGCAGCCGAGUACGAAGAAGGCGCCGAGGCGGACCACGCGGAAGAGGACGAAGCGGUUGACGUCAAGGCAGAAGAUGGGUUGGAAGAUGACGCCGCGAAGGACGACGCUCUCUGCGAAGAUGCCGCGGACGGUGCUCCAGAAGCGAGCGCCGAAGGCAACGAAGCAGUGGAGCCUCAAGCAAAUGGCGUUAAAGCCGAGGAGGGCGGAGGAGAUGACGCGGCGGCCGCCGCCGAGGGCGAAGGCGAGACGAUCGUUCGCGACCUCGCGCCUUCCGAUCGCGACUUCGUCAUAGCCGAGGACGAAGAAGUCAAGGAGGAGCCGACGACCGAGGUGAGCCGUCUGUGGGACCUGUGCCCCGACGUGGAGCUUGAGCAUGCCGAGACCAUCACGACGUCGCUGCACGAGAGCAUUCAACGCGCGGUGCGCCAGUUCAUCGAGAGACUGCUGCGGGACGCCAAGGAGACGGGCACGCUUCCCGAGGAGGCGAUAGCUCAGGAUGACAAGCCAAUGUUUGGCUGCAGUCUCUGCAACAUCAAGAUGCACCAGCCGGAGUUGUUCGACUGCCAUGUGGAAACCCAACGCCACGUCAAGCGCCUCCGCUGGAUGUACUUCAUGGGCAUGAACAAGGAGCUAGGCAACUACCACUGCCGGGUGUGCCACAUCUCGGUGCCGUGCAAGGACCACUUGGUGGGCCACCUGCGCAGCGACCGCCACCUGUGCCUCAGCAAGUCCCUGAACGUGCAUCCCAAGUAUUCCGAACACGUGCUGUCGCAGUUCUACCCUGAGGACAAGGUGAAAAGCUUGCUCCAGCCGCAGCCGCAGCAGCAGCAGCCAUCUGCAACCGCAAGUCAGCCGUCGGCCACCGGUAAAGGGAAGGAGCAGAAAGGUGCAGAUAAGCGUCCUGACAAAGGCAAGGCAAAUGCAGGCAGCAGUGGACAGCAGGCCAAGAGGGAGCAGUCACCGCCGGCCUCGACUAACCAGGGCUUCAUAUUCCACUGCGAGCUGUGCCAAGUGAUCGCAUACCACGAAGACCAGAUUCAGGAGCACUACAAUGGCAAGAAGCACCGAGCCAAGAUGGCCGAGGAGCUGGAGAAGUUGUCAAAGCAGAAGCCAGAUGGCUCGAAAAAGGGGUCCGCAAAAGGAGAUGGUGCCCAGGGGGCUAAGACAGGCUCCAAGGAUGCUCCCAAGGGUGCUGGCAAGGGCCCGGCUCCCAAAAAGGGACCAGUCAACAAGCCGCAGCCGCAACAGUUUAAGCCUAAAGGACCCAAGUUUGGCUCUGGCGCAGCACCAACGUACACGUGCUACGUGUGCAAUGUGGUGCUGCACUCUACACGUGAAUACAGCCAGCACUUCACUACCAGGGAACAUCGCCUGGCUGCUGGUAUCCAGGCAUCGGCUCCACCGCUCGGCCACAAGCGGCCACGCUCUCCGUCUCCAUUUUCACGGGCACCUGCGUGGUCCUCGCCGCCCCGCAUGCGGUCUCCUCCGCGGGACCUCUGGUCGGGAGGACCGCCUCCCCGCAAACGUUCCCCCGAGCCUUUCCUCGACCCGAUAGGUCGGGACCUCUUCGCUCCUUCGUCCGGACCAAGCGGUGCCUUCGAGCCUGGCCUCCGUGGACCUCAGCCCGGCAUGCUUGAGGACUAUGCAGAACGUCGUGGUCCCGGGAAUGGCUCUGGCGGAAUGCCCGAUCCGACAUCGGUGGCUGCCACCUUGGAGACCAUGAUCCAGCUGCAGCAGCGGCUCCUCAACAUUACGGGGCCGCAGCAGGGCGGAGGAGGUAUGAUGGGAGGCUCGUCUGGCUCGGGCGGCUACCGUGACGAAGAAUUUGGCAACAUUGCACGGAGCCUCCAGGACAUGGACCUGCAGAAGAGCCUGCAGCAGCUGAGACAGAGCCAGCGCUACAGUGUUGGUCCGUCCCCUCCACCAUACGGGAGUGGCAGCACACCAACGAGCUCUUCUCGAGGCCUCCAGUCGGGACCCUACAUGGACAGCUCACCACCACCUUUCCGCGAGGCCGGUUCCAGCUUUCAGGGAGGCAUAGGCGACGGCUUUGGUGGCAAGCGGGCCUCAUACGGAGGCGCUGAUUCCUACUCACCCAUUGGAGAUGAUAUGAAGGGCUCUUACGGCAUGGGUGGUGGCAGUUCCUACAGAGGCGGCGGCCCGGGUGGCAGUGGUGGUCUGGGAAUCAAUGAGUACCGCAAGAGCAGCCUCGGACCCACAGCACCAAGGCCGUCGGACUUCGGCCGCCCGUCGAUGGGCCACAUGCGCGGGAGCGGUGCCGGCAGCAAGCACUACUGAGCAACGCUGUUGCCUGUACCAUUGUUUCCAGUAUACGCACAGCGUCUCGUAUUUUCCCAUGGCUAAAAGAAAAACGCUCUUCUCUUCCAUUACCUGCUGUACAUAAUCACCCCAAUAAAGACCUUGUGUGCUGUGCACUUUAA